This is a messenger RNA of Hibiscus syriacus, 621 nucleotides long. RefSeq names its product protein CutA, chloroplastic-like. The transcript has 5 exons. Gene Ontology annotation, biological process: response to metal ion. Lineage: Eukaryota; Viridiplantae; Streptophyta; Magnoliopsida; Malvales; Malvaceae. Gene Ontology annotation, molecular function: copper ion binding. The record is from RefSeq and is a predicted model, not a curated record. The coding region runs from base 41 to 535 and encodes 164 amino acids.
CCUUCUUGUACAUAAUUUAAAGACAAGACCCAACCCAGGAAUGGCUACCACUCUCCGCUGCAGGGAGCUUGUUUCCUCCACCACCGUACGACGCCGUUUCCAACUGUCGGUGCGUUUUCCACUCUCUCUUCUUCUUAUUACCUCAAAACGGGGCUGCGCUCAGUUUCUCCCCUUUGUUCGUCUCUUAAGAUCCAAGUUUAGUACACAAACACCAGAUAAGACCGUCCGCGCUGUAAAAAUGGAAGCGAAUAGCAACACUGUUCCAAGCAUCGUUGUUUAUGUUACUGUUCCAAACAGAGAAGCAGGCAAGAAGUUGGCUGGAAGCAUUGUGAAAGAGAAACUUGCAGCGUGUGUAAACAUAUUCCCAGAUCCUGAGGAGCUGCUGAUAAUCAAGAUAAGGCAAUCCCUCCUGUCAGCACUCACAGAACAUGUCAACGCAAAUCACGAAUACGAUGUACCGGAAGUAAUUGCCUUACCCAUCAACGGUGGCAGCCCCCAGUAUCUAGAAUGGCUUAAGAACAGCACAAGGGAUUGAAUCUCUCGGAUCUAGUAUGAUGGGGGGGGGGUGAAACCGGUUUAAAUAUUUACAAGGGUUCUCCAUCUCAUAGACAAUUUGUCUGU